AUGGAUAAAAGCAAAAUCAGAAACUUCGCUAUCAUUGCUCACAUUGACCACGGCAAAUCAACUUUAGCCGACCGCAUUUUGGAACUAACCCAAACGGUCAGUCAGCGCGAACUAAAGGCUCAGCACCUUGAUUCGAUGGAACUGGAGCAAGAGCGCGGCAUUACCAUCAAACUCAACGCGGUUCAGAUCGUUUACAAAAACUAUCUCUUUCACUUGAUUGACACGCCUGGUCACGUUGACUUUGGUUACGAAGUUUCGCGUUCGCUGUCGGCUUGCGAAGGAGUGCUCCUAGUCGUUGACGCGGCUCAAGGUAUUCAAGCCCAGACUUUAGCCAAUGUUUACUUAGCGAUUGAACAUAAUUUAGCGAUUAUUCCAAUCAUCAACAAAAUUGAUUUGCCAACCGCCGAUCCUGACGCGGUCAGCCAGCAGCUUUCCGAGACGCUCGGAAUUAAGCCCGACGAGAUCAUCGCCAUUUCGGCUAAAACAGGUCAAAAUUUACCGGCCGUGAUGGAAGCCAUCAUCAAGCGCAUUCCGCCGCCAAUUAACGCUGACGACGCUUUGCCGCUCCAAGCGCUCGUGUUUGAUUCUUACUACGACACUUACCGGGGCGUAAUUUGCCUAGUCAGAAUUUUUGGCGGGCAAAUUAAGGUCGGCGACAACUUUAAAUUUAUGUCAAGCGGCGAAAAGUUUGAAGUGACCGAACUCGGUAUCAAAAACCCCCAGGAAGUUAAACGUUCGCACCUGGAAGCGGGCGAAGUCGGUUGGCUAGCCGCCGCGAUUCGCUCGGCCCAAAGCGUGGCCGUUGGCGACACGAUUACGUUGGUUACUAACCCAGCUCAACAAGCUCUGCCGGGUUUUAAAAAACUUAAGCCGGUUGUCUUCACUGGUUUUUACCCGCUUGAUAACGGCCAGUACCCGCAACUCCGCGACAGUCUGGAAAAAAUCGCUCUCAGCGACGCGGCGAUUGUUUACGCGCCCGAAACUUCCCAAGCGCUUGGCCACGGCUACCGGAUCGGUUUUUUAGGCCUUUUACACAUGGAAGUUUUACAGCAACGUUUAGAGCGUGAGUUCAAACUCGACCUUGUAACGACCGCGCCAACCGUUAGUUACCGGAUUAAACUGACUGACCAACGCGAGUUAACGAUCGAAAACCCGUCGCUCUGGCCCGACAAGUCGCGGAUCUUAGCCACACUCGAACCUUUUAUCAAGGCGGAAAUUAUCGUGGUCGAGAAGUACCUUGGUCAAGUGCUUGACCUGUGUCAGUCGCGCCGGGGAACUUACUUAAAGAUGGAGUACCUUGACCACCUCCGUCGGAAGGUGAUUUACCGCUUACCGCUCGCGGAGGUGAUUUUUGAUUUCUUUGACCAUCUCAAGUCGUUAUCAAAAGGCUACGCCACUUUUGACUACGACUUUGAUGCUUACCAAGCCAGCAAACUGGUUAAAGUUGACAUUUUGCUGAACGGCGAACCUGCCGACGCCUUCGCCUUCAUCGCUGAGAAAGAACGCGCUUACUCGCGCGCCCGCCAGUUAGUUGAGAAACUCAAGCAAGUUAUUCCGCGUCACAACUUUGAAAUUCCCGUUCAGGCGGCAAUCGGUGCCAAAGUGAUUGCUCGCGAAACGAUCAAGGCUUUCCGAAAGGAUGUGACGGCCAAGCUCUACGGAGGCGACCGCACGCGGCGCGACAAACUGUUAAAAAAGCAGAAAAAAGGUAAGCAACGAGCGCGACAGUUCGGGGUUGUUAACGUGCCUCAGGAAGCGUUUUUAGCCGUUUUAAAAACCGAUCACGACAAGCACCGUUAA
Messenger RNA from Centruroides sculpturatus (bark scorpion), 1800 nucleotides. RefSeq names its product elongation factor 4-like. The record is from RefSeq and is a predicted model, not a curated record. The transcript has a single exon. The coding region runs from base 1 to 1800 and encodes 599 amino acids. Gene Ontology annotation, biological process: positive regulation of translation. Lineage: Eukaryota; Metazoa; Arthropoda; Arachnida; Scorpiones; Buthidae. Gene Ontology annotation, molecular function: ribosome binding; GTPase activity; GTP binding.